UUGGACGCGCACGUGAUCCUCAAUAUAUCGAUCGAUGGCGAGAGGUCGUCGACGCUCCAGGCACCGUCGCGGCGUCAGUAGCGAUCAAACCAUCGAGUCCUCGUCGUCUACUUGCGCCUCUCUUGAUGCGUGCGUCUGCCGUGGCCAAAACCAUCAGUCUCCCGUGCACACAACGGCGCCGGCACCGUGGCCUAACCUGCCGGCAGACCUGCUCCGCGACAUCUCCGGCCGCCUGCGCGACGUCGCCGACUACGUCCGCUUCCACGCCGUCUGCAAGGCAUGGCGCGACACAGCGCCCGAUUUGACCCUGACGGCGAAGCAGCCCUCCUUUCUGCCAUGGCUCCUCGCGCCCAACAUCAAGGACGUCAAGUUCAGAUGCGUUUUCUCCAGGAAAACCUACCGCGCCGCGCCGCCAUCCAGCCACCGGGACUUGGUGGCCAGCGUCGACGGCGCCGCCGUCUGGUAUUUGGUCGAUGAUGGCCCGUGCCAUACUCUCCGUGACAUCCUCACCGGAGCCGUCGUCAAGCAUCUCCCCCCGUUCCCGAAGGAAAUCAAAGAAUGCAUCACCAAGGGGACUACCAGUAGUACACUUGGACUUGGGUAUGACCUCCAAAGCGUCGCCUACGGUGACGGCGCCACACUUCUGUACGGCCUGUACGAGACCGACCCGGAGGACGACUCUAUUGCCAGCUUCUGGGCAGCCCUCCUGCAUCCCGGAGAAGCCACGUGGACGGUCGUCGAGCGGACGCUUGAAUGCCCGGACAUUACCAACUUCUACGUCACGUAUCACCGUGGAAAGAUAUUGGUCACCGUCGAGGAUAACCUGUGGCACGCCGUGACACCGGACGAUCGCCACGGCGUUCGAGAUGUGGUGGUGCCGAGCCCGUGGAUGCCAGGGGAGCGCCAGGACUACUUAUACGGAUACAACUACCUUCUCGAGUCCCACGGCGAGCUUCUCUAGGCAUCCGUUGAGGUCCGCAAAGAUUACAUGGAUUUGCAGCAGCUCGGUGAGGCCCUUGUCUCCUGCCUGGUUGGCGCUCUCUCGGUGUCCAUUCACGCCCUAGAGGGGGAGGCGCCCGAGAAAAUGCGCUGGGUGAGGAAGGAUGGCGAGAGCCUAGCCAACCGCGUCCUGUUCCUGGGGUGGCCCAACAGCUUUGCUGUGGAUGCCUCGCGGCUAGGCGGUGAUGCCGUGCCCGGCGGGUGUGCAUAUUUUGUCUACAACAUAGAGAACAACAUGCCGGGUCAGUCGUGUUAUGUGUUUAGGUACAACCUCAUCAACGGCAAGGCCAAAUUCGUGGAGCAGUUGCCUCAUGGAUGGGACGAUGAUAUGUGCAUGUGGCUCUUCCCCCAGCCUGCCGUUGCUCCAAACCAGGAAAUCAGUGAAAGGUGUGAGAGUUCAAAAUGGUGGAAGAGGAAAAACCAGCAGAUGACCACAACUCCAAAAAGCACUAUUCACAUGGAGAGACCUCGGCAACAACAUUAUAAGUCUUAUUUCACGGUGAUCGUAAACAACCUGCCUCGCAGGAUGAAUAACUCUCAGCUGUGACGGUUCUUCAGCCAGCACGGUAAGGUGUCCCAAGCUAAGGUUUUGGGUGGAUGCACCCUUAAAGUGAGCAUCGUGAAGGUGAUGUGGAAACCAGAACAACAUUUGAAUUUUUUCGGAUCGAGAGAGUAUAGUCUUGAACAUUAUAUAUAGCUUGGUUUGACGCUAUUACUUUUUGUUCUAGUGGUGUUGUGGAAGAUUAUUUAGUUAUGUGAAUUGUACUCCUGGAACAGUAUCACAGAUGACUCGGUCAAAACCAGAACCGCAUUUUAUGCCUUCA
Molecule: messenger RNA, 1823 nt
Organism: Triticum aestivum (bread wheat)
Lineage: Eukaryota; Viridiplantae; Streptophyta; Magnoliopsida; Poales; Poaceae
Exons: 3
Coding region: 35-961 (308 amino acids)
Molecular function (GO): protein binding
Source: RefSeq, a predicted model, not a curated record